Messenger RNA from Acanthosepion pharaonis, 1182 nucleotides. Lineage: Eukaryota; Metazoa; Mollusca; Cephalopoda; Sepiida; Sepiidae. The record is from the annotation of a GenBank genome assembly.
AUGAUGUCUACUAUUCAUCAUCUAUCUAUCUAUCUAUCUAUCUAUCUAUCUCCUGAUCUAUAUAUCUAUCCCAAUCUUCUAUUCAUAUCUCUAUCUAUCUAUCUAUCUAUCAUCUAUCUAUUAAUCAUCUAUCUAUCUAUCCCAGUCUGUUCAUAUCAUCUAUCCCAUCUGUUCAUAUCUAUCUAUCUAUCUAUCUAUCUAUCUAUCUAUCUAUCUAUCUAUCCCAUCUAUCGCAGUCAGUUCAUCCCAUCUGUUCAUAUCUAUCUAUCUAUCUAUCUAUCUGUCUGUCUGUCUGUCUGUCUGUCUAUCAAUGGGCCAAAUACUACUGGUUUUUUUCUUUUUAUCUCUCUGUCUCUAUCUAUCUAUCUCUUACUCUCUAUCUGUCUCACUCUCUCUCUCUCAGACUCUCUCUCUCUUUCUCUCACUCUCUCUCUCUCUCAAAGCGAAAGGAGAUAUACUCACUGCGUAAAGAAACACGGCUUACAAAUAGUCUUCUUCUUCUUCUUCUUCUUCUUCUUCUUCUUCUUCUCUUCCUCUUCUUCUUCUUUAUUCUUUUCCUUUCUUAACUUUCCUUCUCCUCCUCCUCCUCCCCCUCUUCUUCUUCUUCUUCUUCUUUUUUAUUCUUUUCCUUUCUUAACUUUCCUUCUCCUCCUCACCCCCUCUUCUUCUUCUUCUUCUUCUUCUUCUUCUUCUUCUUCUUCUUCUUCUUCUUCUUCUUCUAUUCUCCCUAUUCUUAAUCUUCUCAUUCUCUUUCAUUUUCACUCUCUUGUUUUCUUUCCUACUUUCUUUCUUUCUUUUUUUUCUUUCUUUUUUCCUUUCUUUCUUCCUUUUUUUCAUAGUUUUCUUUUUUGCUUUCUUUCCCUCUCUGUUUCCGAUAUAAGUAUUUCCUUCUACAUAUUCCUUCAUUCAUUCUUUCUUUCAUUUUAUCUUUCACUUUUUCUUUUUAUAUCUGUUAGCAUUUUCUUUCUCUUGUCUUUUUCUUUUUUGUUUUCUUUAUUUUUCUCUCUUUCUCUGGAUUCCAAAUCUUUCUUUCUUUUCAUCUCUCUUUUAUCGCUACUUUCGUUUUACAUUAAUUCGAAUCUCUCUUCUGAAUUUAUUACCUGUCUUCAAAGUCCGUGUUCUUUCUCCAUUUUUUCAUUCUCUUUCUUUGUGAAAAAUUCUUUCUUUACAUUCUUCUAUUGA